Pneumocystis murina B123 is the source of this 423-nucleotide messenger RNA. RefSeq lists its product as hypothetical. The transcript is spliced from 4 exons. The record is from RefSeq and is a predicted model, not a curated record. Gene Ontology annotation, molecular function: chromatin binding; protein heterodimerization activity. Lineage: Eukaryota; Fungi; Ascomycota; Pneumocystomycetes; Pneumocystales; Pneumocystaceae. Gene Ontology annotation, cellular component: Fanconi anaemia nuclear complex; FANCM-MHF complex. Gene Ontology annotation, biological process: replication fork processing; resolution of meiotic recombination intermediates. Bases 1 to 423 code for a protein of 140 amino acids.
AUGACAAAUAAAUCAAGACAUGUUGUAGAGUCUGUUGAUGAUGAAAAAGCAUUGCAGAUUCAAGCAUUGCAGUCGGCAGUUUGGUAUACGACAGGACAUAUUACGGAUUCUGAAUCACUUGAAUUAGGUGUUAUUCCCUCUUCUCAUUUUAUAGCCUCUUUGUCUACACUUGUAUAUUCUCAAAUUAAUACAUUGGGUGAGGAUAUUGAGUCAUUUGCUAAGCAUCGUGGAGGAAAAGUAGUAAAUGUAGAUGAUGUUCUUCUUUGCACAAGGAGAAAUGAAGGCCUCCAUGAUUUAAUGGUUAAAUAUGCUAAACAACAUACAACGGCAUCUACUUCUGAGCCCAAGCUUAAAAGGAAACAAAAAGAAAACAUAAGGGAAGCGGUAAAGCAGAAUGUCAAAUCCCCGACCUCCCAUAUAUAA